Mya arenaria is the source of this 4827-nucleotide messenger RNA. RefSeq lists its product as uncharacterized. The record is from RefSeq and is a predicted model, not a curated record. NCBI's taxonomy places the organism in Eukaryota, Metazoa, Mollusca, Bivalvia, Myida, Myidae. The transcript is spliced from 6 exons. The coding region runs from base 42 to 1118 and encodes 358 amino acids.
ACUCAAAUAACACAACACUAGAGCAGAAACUGUUAACGAUAAUGUCGUUGUGUCGGAAAUAUAUAAACUUUAUAGCCUUGCUAUCUACCAUAGGACUACUUUACAUCUUGUACAAAGCCUAUGCACGAUUAGAUGCCGCAAAUUCAAUUCGCUCGUUUCCAAAUGCAGCUAAUGGAUAUACACGUUCAGGAUAUAAAGUCAGUGUCGUCGUAAACUAUACUUUGCCUCGACGGCUAUCAGCUAUCACGAAUGAUACGCACUGUCCGGACGGAUUUUGGAAAGAUGAUGAGCUAACCUGGGAAAAUUCAACGGCCAUUCCAACACAAAUCGCAGAGUAUGAACAGUUUGUCAAAGCGAAGGAAUGGACUUCAGGAAAAUCAGAUGACCUACCCGUGUUUAUAACCGGUGCAUCUUCAAAUCAUUUUCAAGAGAUGAUUAAAAUGUUGCACAACUUUAACGACCUACGACAACGCUUGAAUAGAAACUGGAUGCUUUAUUUCUUUAAUUUAGGUCUAUCUGUCAAGGAAGUAGAAAAAGUGCAAAAGAUAUGCAACUGUACAGUAAAAAGGUUCGACUUCAAUCGAUAUCCCGUUCACGUUAAGCAUUUACACGGAUAUGCCUUCAAGCCGUUAGCUAUUGAGAUAAUCGCUAGGAUGCACAACUUUGUUGUUUGGAUGGAUGCUUCUGUCAGAUUCAAACAAUCCGAUUUCAACAUACUUCUUGACCAAGGGAGAAAGGCAGGCGUGUUCCUCACUCAAGGAGGCGGUUCUGUUGCUCGACGAACGUUACCAUCGACAUUUCACUACUUUAACACGUAUCCAUGUCGGUUUCGAAGUUUGCCAGAAUUACAGGGUGGAUUUCUUAUAUUUUACAUGAAUCCAUUUAUUAUCCAUCGCAUUUUUUGGCCUUGGGUACGAUGUGCCCUCGAAUUUGGCUGCAUGGUGCCGGAUAUGAAUCCAGAAAAGUAUUUAGCAUGUAACAGAUAUGGAAAUGUGUUUGGUGAGUGCCAUCGAUUCGACCAAUCAGCAAUUAGCAUCUUGCUGUAUACCGUUUAUGGCAAACACAUAAGUGAACAUACAAUGCACUACAGUAAAAACAUGUAUAUGUCUUUUCAUUAAUGUUUAGUGUAAUUCAUAUCAGUUCUCAUUUCAAUCAUCCAAAAGUUUUAGCUUGACGUUGUAAAGCAACAUCACCUAAUACAAAAACAAAGAUGGUUAGAAUAAGGGGUGAUAUUUUUAACAGCAAUAUCACGAACAAAAGGAAAAUCAGUAUUAAGGGUUAGGUCUGUUGCGACAAACGAUUUACUGUUCUAUUUAUUUCUGUUCUCUUAGAGGAAUAUGUUGUUAAAUACAUUUUUGACAAACAGACUUUAUCAAAGAUUGAUUUUUUUCUUUUAUUAUAUCCCAGUGUUUAAGACAAUAUAAUGUCUUUUACACUGUUUAUCCGCUACUAGCAAGCUAAACAUCAAUAUAAUAACAUCGCUAAAAAUCAAAUCUGUACUAAAAGGUUACAAAUAGAAUGCAUAAACCUAUCUGUUUUAUAAUGAAAUAAAAUAGCCUUACAAAAAAUUUUCUUUUUCAAUCAACUUCGGAUGUUUAUUUAUAACGUUGUCGAAUGAAACCUAAAACAUAUAAUAAAACGUAUAAAAGUAUAUGCUAAAGGACUGCCGCGUGUGGGCGGGUCAGGAGGACUGAAACGACCUCGACGCUGAAGAAUGAUAUAGACAGCGGAGGAACUUGACUCUUCCGAACUGGUGUCGCCAUCAUACUCCUUGUCAGUAGGGGCUAUUCUGGUCCUUGGUCUGGCUUUGGGGACAGGUUGAGGUGCAGGUAACUCGACUGAAAAGGGAGAAGCAUGUUCCGGUGUAAUUUUCUAACAGGCCCGUUGCCGGACUCCAGGCGAACCUUGUACACCGGCUGACCAUCAUACGGAACGUCUACGAUAACGUAGGGGCUACGUUCCCAUCUGAUGGCGAGCUUCCUCCUUUCCUGAACAGACCGAUAUCGCCAACAACCAGCUUGUUCUCGUGAACACGACGGUCAUAGUUGGUCUUGUUCUGGCCAGUUCGCUUAUGUGCAGCCUCUCUGGCAGCCUUGUAGGCGUACUGCAUGCGCUUCCGUAGUCUUACAGCGUAAAUGGAAUGAUUGGAGUCUGCAAGAUUACCCGGACUUGUGCCCAGGAAAGCGUCAACAUACAAACGGGGAGGCCAGUCGAACAUAAGGAAGUAAAAAGAGAAACCAGUAGUAGAGCUCUUGGUCGCGUUGAACGCUUGCACAAUGGCUUGAAGGUAAUCUUUCCAGUUGGAAUUGUGAUUGUCGUUCAACGUGCCAGGCAUCCACAAAAGAGUGCGGCUAAAACGCUAAUGGAUUAAUAGGACUUAAAUAGUUUUGUGAAGCUGAGUGAGUAAACAGAAUGUUUCUUCAUGAAUUACCUUAACCUCUCGUGCAUUACAACAUAGUGUAACUAUAUAUUGAACUCAUCUAUAUAGGGGACAAGUGCUGCUCAUAAAUCUGUAUACUGAACAAAAAAGAUAACGAACGUUACACAGCUUAAAAUGGGUGGAAAAUGCCAAACAAAAGAGGGGCAAAUAUAAGCGAAGUCGAGCAAAGGAAAAGAACACGAGAUGAAUGCAGCAGUGUUAGUGAGCAUGAACAAAGUAUAUCUAGUCAGAACAAAACAGGAAAAGAAAACAAACCCAAAAAGAAGAAAAGUAAGAAAACACAAGAAAAGACGGAAAUUCUUGAAGAAACGCUGGAUUCUACUGACAACACAGACACAAUCAAAACAAUCAUGAAACAGUUAGAUUCAAUAAAUAAAAAACUUUCAAAUGUAUAAACAAAAGAUGAUAAGCAUAUCCAGGAUAUAGUAGAAAAAGCAGUUGUAAAGAAACUUAGCACACAGAAAGUCAAAGCAAAAGACGAUGGCGUUAUUCAAGAAAUAGUCGAUAAACUAGUUGAGAAGAAGCUAACUGAAAGCUAGCUUCGAAAAGAGAAUUGAUAUCUUAGACGGGCAGCUAUUUGAUAAAUCUCAAGAAAAUUAGAAACUGAAAGAAGAGAUUAGUGCCUUAAAUAAAACAAUUGAAGAGAAACAAAAAAGGUCAUCUGAGACUAAACGAAUAUCAAUUCACGAAGUAAUCCAGACUAAGAAACGAUUUAACGAACUCAAACAUUAUACACGAAGUAACACCAUUCGUGUUUGGCCUUCAAGAUAACAUUGAACACGAGACACCAUCACAGACAUUAGGCAACUUCUUAAAUGAGUUAGAGAAACUGUCUAUCAACGUCGAUGAAACGGAUAUUGACACUGGACAUCGCCUAGGAAGAUAUCAAACAAACAAACAAACCAAGACCGGUGAUUAUAAAGUUCAUAUCACGAAUGAUGGAAGAUGAUGUGAUGCGAAAUAAAACAAAACUUAGGCAGAGCAAGAUAUUCGUCAAUGUGGACCUUACUCGUCUGAACCAACAGGUGUUUACUGCGAUACGCCUGAAAGUUCAAGAUGAAGUUAAGUCAGUCUGUACAAGGAAUGGCCGAAUUAUACUCAGACGGUACGAUGAUAACAUAGCGUAUGCCGAGUAUAAGGAUUAUAAAGCUAGGCUCGAACUACCUUGGCCUCAAAAACAUCGCGAAUAGUAAAAGGCGCAAACUUUUUAUGGAGCAGUAUAGCAUAUUAGUAUUGACCCAUUAUAUAAACUUCUAUCAAGAUUGACAAGAUCAUUAUCAAACCAUCACCAGUAUAUGCUUGUUUUGACAUGCUGUAGUCAAGGGACCCUUUAACUGUUGUACUAUGUAUAACAAUUUAUUAUGACAAUCAGUGUGCUUACUUAUCUAUAAUUUGUAAGAUGUUCUAUUACGCUUGAUUGACGAAUUAUUGUUCUGGACCUCAUAAGAUAAUUUAACCAUGUACGGUUAUAUACUUGCAAAAUAUAGAAUUCAAUAGAUUAUCUUUGGAUACUUAGUGACUGGUAAAUUGGGCUAGAGCAGAUAUGUUGAAAUUUUGGAUUGUUAUUAUAUGUUAGUAGUUUUGGAAGUGGUUUAUCCUUUUAACUCAGCUAUAUCGGAUAUAUAUAAUAUGAUUUUUUUUAAACUGAUUUUGACACCGUUUGAAUUGUUAUUGUUGAACAUAACAAAUAAGGUUCCUUUUCCACUUUGUAGCUCAAUCCAAAUAUGUUAAGAUAAUCAAUAUCUAGGUCACUUUUAGAUGCUCUGAAUGAUUCAUUUUAUUUUAGUCAAAGUUGUCAGCGAAAAUUGUAAAUGGUGUUAUGACUUUAGAUAAAAAUAAAUUAUUUAAACUAUUUUUUUUUAAAACCCGUGGUCAUGCUGGAGAUUUCGACUUAAAUAUAUUCAUUUUUUAAUACAAUUACUUUGCAUUUCCUAACCUUUUUGGUUUUUAUGUCGUUUUUUUCGGAAAACCAUUUAGAAAUUGGAUAUAUAACUAUAAAUUAAGUAUCCCUUGUAAAAGAAUUUGUUUUUUUCAAGUUCUUUUUCUGUCAUCUACUGAUAGUUAUUUGAUAUAAUAGAUUUACUAAAGGGAUAUACGAUUAGAAUGCAUACUGAGUCAGAUAUAUAUUAGUGAAUUACAGCCAUAUAUACACAAUGCUUCGUAUGAUGGAUUGUGUAAUAUGAUGUACGAUAAAUAUGAUCAGUCGAAUAAGCCAUUAUUGUAAUGAGUACGAUAUCAUUAUAGUUACUUAUUAAACAAGUCGACGAUAUGCGGUUAUGUACUAGAAAAAAAAUAUAGUGUCAAUAGAUUAUCUUAGGAUACUUAGUGACUGGUAAAUUUUGCUAGGAUAUAUGUUAACACUUUAAAGGAUUCUUAUAUUUUGUUAG